ACGUUGGUGUUGAGGCCAAAUGUGUUGAGCGGCCACAAAGCUGGGAAGGCAAACGGACAUGAAACAAAUCGAGGGUUGGAUUGAGGGGAAGCGGGGGUGUUGUUGCUUCGUGAUGUCUCGGUUAUAUGUUAAACGAAAUGCUCUGGGGGUUCGGCGACAUCAUGACGACUUCUCCCGCUCAUUUUUCCCAUGCAAAAUUUCUAUGUCACAGCUGCUUUGCACUUCUGACGGGGACAAAAGCGGCUUGGCAUGCGACGGAGUACAGACAGCCUUGGGGACCUCCGGAUGGGAACAAGGCAACGGGCGCACCGCUGUCGAGCCUCAUUCGUGGGAGGACUUGCGUUGGGAGGGCGGAGACUUUUUCGCGGUCACGAAGGCUCUGGAUAGCCGCCGCUCUGUUUGACUAUGAGUUCGUGGGGCCUGCUGGGGUUGGGACGUGUUGGGGGUUGCGCGUUGGAUGUCGGCCGUUCUGCAAAAGCGAAAAAGUGCCGUCAACUGUCGAUUCCCGACCCCGACUGACGGCACCUUCGUGCGGUGACUUUUUUUUCACAUUUCCCAUUUCCGCUCUCAACCCAGAAAAAACACCCCAUUGCCAUGCCCAUCAGAUAAUUCAAGCACGGAAUCUUGCCGCAGUUCAUGAUGCUCUACAGGCACCGAUGGGAUCCCUAGGCUUCGGCUGGAACCCCCCGACCGAACCCGCCGAGCGACUGGCUUUCUGCGAGAUUCCGUGUUCACAAUGUUGAAUGAAGUCGGGGGUGGGAUCGAUAGCUGCGCUUCCCAUCGAGGCCGCAGCGAGAGAUGUAUGAUCACGCCGCUGGUGGGUUGAAAUGAACGGGCUACGCCGCCGGCGUGUGGUCAUUCGCGAGGAGGGGCGGGGUGAUGAUGAUCCAGGAAGCCGUUCAAGAGACCGCUCGCGAAUGAAAGAAAAUGUAUAAGUAACACCACCCCUCCUCCUUGCUGCCCUUUUACGCAAGUCACCGUAUAGUUCUACCAUUCUGGUACUCUUUCCCCACCCCCUCCUUCCAAGAUGCCUUCGGAGCUCAUAAACAGCGCGACCUACAUUCCCUUAACGGAGGACCAGGUAAGGCAACAGCCUUCUCCAUCCAACCUUUGGGUCACUCUCUCAAAUAUGG
Molecule: messenger RNA, 1133 nt
Organism: Fimicolochytrium jonesii
Lineage: Eukaryota; Fungi; Chytridiomycota; Chytridiomycetes; Spizellomycetales; Powellomycetaceae
Exons: 1
Coding region: 126-743 (205 amino acids)
Source: RefSeq, a predicted model, not a curated record